This is a messenger RNA of Malus domestica (apple), 3205 nucleotides long. Its product is annotated as N-terminal acetyltransferase A complex catalytic subunit NAA10-like. Gene Ontology annotation, molecular function: protein N-terminal-serine acetyltransferase activity; protein-N-terminal-glutamate acetyltransferase activity. The record is from RefSeq and is a predicted model, not a curated record. Gene Ontology annotation, cellular component: NatA complex. NCBI's taxonomy places the organism in Eukaryota, Viridiplantae, Streptophyta, Magnoliopsida, Rosales, Rosaceae. Gene Ontology annotation, biological process: N-terminal protein amino acid acetylation.
AAAUUCAGGAGAAAAAUCGACGAAAUAUAUAUAUUUUUUGUUUUUAAUUUAUUCGAAAGGUAUGGACUUUAAGCCCAUGUUUAAAUUCAUCAAGUCCAUGACUCAGCCCAAGCCCAAUCCCAUUAAAAAUCCCACAACACCCUAUAUUUCUUUUGACGUCACUCUUUUUUCUUCUUACCCAGAAUCAAAAUUCCCACGCCAAAACCCUAACCCUAGAAACUCCAGAAGCUCCAAAAAUGGUGUGCAUACGCAAGGCCACAAUCGACGACCUCUUGGCGAUGCAAGCCUGCAACCUUUUCUGCCUCCCUGAGAAUUACCAGAUGAAGUACUACCUCUAUCACAUCCUCUCAUGGCCGCAGCUCCUCUACGUCGCCGAGGACUACAACGGCCGCAUCGUUGGCUACGUCCUGGCCAAGAUGGAGGAGGAGAGCAACGAGUGCCACGGCCACAUCACCUCCCUCGCCGUCCUCCGCACCCACCGCAAACUCGGUCUCGCCACCAAGCUCAUGAGCGCCGCCCAGAACGCCAUGGAACAGGUGUUUGCGGCGGAGUACGUGUCUCUUCAUGUGAGGAAGAGCAAUCGGGCAGCGUUCAAUUUGUACACGGAGACUUUGGGGUAUAAGAUUCAUGAUGUGGAGGCGAAGUACUAUGCCGAUGGGGAAGAUGCGUAUGAUAUGAGGAAGGAGCUCAAGGGAAAGAAGGUGUAUGGACAUAGUCAUGGGCAUGGGCAUCACCACCAUCAUCACCAUCAUGAAGGUGGGUGUUGCUCAGGGGAGGUGGCAAAACCAGAUAAGGCAGAGGCGAAAAAGGUCGGGAGAGGGAAUGCCAAGGCGGAGGCCAAAGCGGUAUGAGAGUGCGAGUGGGCAAAGAGAUUGAAUAGAAAAUAGGAUGUUUUCCAACUGACAUUCAGAAAUGAGCACCCGAUUAAAGUUCCUAGUCCAUCACUUGCACCAGGUAGGGUUCCAAUGUAUAAUGAAUCAAGUGAUCGCGAGAUAAGCUAAUCGAAACAGCACAAAUAUGAAGGAAAACAGUUUCUGCUUUCUUAAGGUAUCAAUAUUUUUGAAGUUUGGAGGCUUAUGUCAAUCUAUGACAAUUGUUCGAAUUGUUGUAUCCAAGUAUGCAUUAUACAUUCAAUUGAGCGAAUGACACGUGUGCCAACGAAUUUCGAAGAGUUUGGCGUGGUUUUCUCUCAUUGAUCUUUAAUAUGAAAGUGUGAGGCACCUGUUCGUUGACUAAUUGAGUCCAUUCUCCAAGGUUUUAGUAGACAUUGGGUCGCUAUAAUUUGCUCUUCUGGAUAAGAAACAAACAGUCAUUGAAGGGAGAAGAAAGUGUACAAAAACCAAGUUUCUAGGUUGGAAUAAUUUUCCCUUGACUGGUAUGUUGAUAAGUUUGUUUUUGUAGAUACCAGAGAAGAUCUCUGUGUGAAUAUAAAGGUUCGUACUUUUCCCUUUUUAGUUCUUGGCUAUACAAGCAUCUUCAAAAUUUUGAAGAAAACUUGAGAAAUCAAUAGAAUUUGAUUGCAGAUUAAGAAAACUUAAGAGACCGGUUCAAUUGGGUAGAUGAAAAAAGGAAAGAAAAGAAAAAUAUUUGUAAACAUACGGUACGUUUGAAGAAUUUGUUUAUACUUAUGGAGACCAUUUUAUUGCUAAGGAAAUCGAGGAAAAGAAAACAAAGAACUAAUUAAGAGUUGUUUGAGUUGUUUAUAGAGAGAGGACUUGGUAAAAACAACUAAUAUUUUUGUUUAUCUAAUGGUUGUUAUUUGCUUUACUGAGAAUGUAGCUUUUAUUGUGAUUAGUUUCGGGUUUUGGAGCAGAUAUUUGUGUCCCGAGCCGUAUCUAGUAGAUUUUGGAGAUAUAGUGCAUUUUCAUUUAAUAGACGUAAUUCUUUUUACCAUUGUUUUGUGUAUAAUUAUGCAACUUAUAUAUUAUGAUGUGACAGAUUGUUUCGCUACCAAUGCAUCAACAUAUAUUAAAAAGAAAUAUUUAAAGAGGGCUGGAAUCCAGUCAAAGUUGGGAUGCUAGGCCCUCACGCCCAUAUUAUAUUAUUGAAGAAAAAACAUUACAACAAGGGGGACAUAGUACCUAAACUCCGAUGAUCAAUAGAAAAAUUAUAUACAACCACUCCAAGCAGUUAACAUGGCCAUCACAUAUUGAAUUUGAAUCCAAAAGGUUGACGUAUUAUUUGCUGCAUAUGACUAAUUGAAAAGAAGGAAAUUAAAGAGAGAUUCAUAAAAAUAUUUUAAGUUGAAAGUGUGGACGACGAAAGGGUAUUAUGGUCCAAUCAUUAAAGCUCCCUAUAUAAAAACACCUAAUUAGCGCUCUCCUGCCCAGAAGCCCCAAAUUCUCUCUCUCUCUCUCUCACACACACAAACAAAACCAUGGAGGACCGCUGACUCGAAGACACCAGGUCCAAUUUCAAGUCCCUUGACGGACCGAAGAAGCUCCGAGAUAUGAAGAAAACGGGUGUUAAAGACUCUCGGACUCAACUCAAAAAAGAAAGGGUGGUUGAAGAGGCUAUGGCUCGACUCCAACUUGACGAGGAGAAUACUACUAUUCCAAAAUCACAACCCCUUGUAAAGUUUGCUAGACCUUUCAAAUUCACAGUCCCUUGUGAAGUUUGCGGAGUGGUUGGCCACUAUAAUGAUAGAUGCCCCUACAUCGAAGUAGGCCUCCCAGACAACGUAACUGAGGCUCCCAAGGGCUAUGAAAUAGUUACCUUACGUGGUGGGAAGCGUGCUGUUAGGAUCAUGUUUUGUGGUUGUUGUAAAAUGCUCCGUGACCACAAGAUCAAGGACUGCCCGAAUAAGAGCAAGAUGACUGCAAUAAUGAACUCUAUUCUGAAGGCUGCUCGCCCUCCUGCAGGUCCGCUGACCACAGGAUCUUGCUGAUGCUGAGGAUUGGGAUGCUGCCGCUGUUGGAUGGUUUAUAUCUAGUCUUGUCUUGGAAUGUUGCUGUCCUCUUUAUAUUCUUUGGGUUUUAGCACUCAGUAGUCGGUCUGUAUGUACGUAUGUCAUGUAUGUCUUUGAACACGCACGUUCCGUCCGCUGUCAUUCUAGUGGUAGUUGUGUCUCUUUAUAUACUAGGAAUAUUCUAAUGUUGUUAUUUCUGAGUGGAAAAACCCUCUGCUUGUCUUGGUUUUGGAUGACACACAACUAACUUGGUGACAUUAAUGAAACAAGAAGGAUCGAUCCUGUUUCAUGGACCAA